AUGCUUCCCAGCCUUGCUCUUUGGGUUCUGCUCUUGCCCGCCACAUUCGCUGCUAUCCUUCCUCAGUACGACCCUUUUUACAAUGCGCCGGCUGGAUACGCUUCGAAGGCUCCAGGAACUAUCCUUCGCACUCGCAGAGUCAUCACCACCUAUUUUGGUCUGAUCCCUGACGGUGUACAAGCAUGGCAAUUGUUGUACCGCACCACUGCCAUCAAUGGUACUGCCAUCGCCUCGGCAACUACUGUUUUCAAGCCUCUCAAGCCCAAGGCCAAUAGCUUCGUCAGCUUCCACACUGCAUACGACGGUUCUGCUGUGACCGGCGCUUGCGACCCCAGCUUCAACUACCAGCUGUUCGCCCCUCAGAUUGACCUCAUCUCGUCCGUCGAGUUCUUCUUGCUUCAGGCUUACCUCCUGGAGGGAUAUGUUGUGCAGGCGCCUGACUACGAAGGCCCUGAUGCUGCUUUCGGCGCUGGUCGUCUUGCUGGUAUGGGAGUUCUUGACAGCAUGCGCGCCGUUGCAAACUUUGGCUCCACCCUUGGCUUCAGCACUUCUACUCCAAAGAUCGUUGGGUACGGCUACUCUGGUGGUGGUAUCGCCACUGGCUGGGCUGCAUCUCUGCUGUCGACUUACGCUCCUGAGCUGAAUGUCAUCGGCUGGGCAUCUGGCGGCACUCCUGCUAACCUCACUGGUACGGCUGUCUUCAUCGAUGGCACACUCUUCGCUGGCUUCCUUCCGCAAUCUCUUGUCGGUCUCGCUGCAGACUCUGCGUACGGCGCCCAACUCGACCCUGUCAUCAACCGCAUCAUCACACCCAAAGGCCGCAAUGACCUCAAAGUCGCUGAGCAGAUCUGCGGUGUUGAAAACCUCCUGACCUUUGCUUUUGGCCAGAUCCAGAGCACCGACUUCCAAUCUCUCGGUAACAAAAUCUUCUUUGAACCCACUAUCGCGAAUGUUCUUAGCAAACAGGUCAUGGGUGUUAAUUCGAACGAGACUCCCAAAGCUCCUGUUUAUCUCUUCCACGCUAUCAAUGAUGAAGUUAUCCCUUACGCCAACGCCUCGACACUCUACGACGACUGGUGUGCAGACGGCGCCUCCGUGCACUUUGUCACUGUGGCGAAUGGUGGACAUGCGACUACAGAAGUCAUUGGCUUUGUCGGGGCCUUCAACUUCGUCAAGGCUGCAUUCGCGGGUACAGUGGCAAGUGGGUGCUCGAAGGAGACGACAUUGAAUGAUACACUUGAUCCUGUGGCGCUUGGUGUACAGUUGGAGCCUGUGCUUGUGCAGUUGUUGAACGCACUUGCUGUUGCUGGAAGGAAGGAUAUCAAUAUCAAGAAUAAUAUUCAGACGCUCAAUGAGACUGUGGGAGCUUGA
Molecule: messenger RNA, 1371 nt
Organism: Aureobasidium subglaciale EXF-2481
Lineage: Eukaryota; Fungi; Ascomycota; Dothideomycetes; Dothideales; Saccotheciaceae
Exons: 1
Coding region: 1-1371 (456 amino acids)
Biological process (GO): lipid catabolic process
Molecular function (GO): triacylglycerol lipase activity
Source: RefSeq, a predicted model, not a curated record